AGGAAGGUUCAACUGAAUCAAAAUAACCUGCACCAUUCUCUAAAAAAACCAUGGUGGAGGUCGAAAAUGCACCACCCUAUGAUGUUAUCAUGAAAAUUAGCGAAAAUGAUACCGAGGAGAAAGAACCUGAAGAGAAAGAAGAAAUGGAAGAGGAAUGCCCUGAAGAAGAAGAAGCGCUUCGUAUAGCACUUGAAGCCGAAGACGAUGAUGAACUACUUGAUGUCGAGUCGCCAGAUAUCGAUGAAAUGGACGCAAGCGAUACAUCGUCCUCAGCCGUGGAUUCAUCGCCACAAGCGGACGCAAAUGCUUCAUCACCGAGAAAUUUGGCCACGAUGAUAAUGACAUCUGACACACCGCAGACAUCCACUUCGUCUGAGGUCAUGGUAAUCGGCAGUGUUCUCAGUGUGCCCAGUUCAGCUAAUCAUGUGGAAAAGCGACAUAUUUGUGAUAUCUGUGGAAAGGGAUUUCCUUAUCACUCAAUCCUGGAGUCACACAAGCGUUGCCACACUGGCGAAAAACCGUUCAACUGCCAUUUUUGCGACAAAAAAUUUGCUCAAAAGGCUACGUUACAAGUCCAUGAGCGAACGCAUACUGGAGAGAGACCAUACAAAUGUCGUUACUGCGAGAAAACAUUUGCUCAGUACGGUACAAAGACCGUACACGAGAAGAGCGCUCAUUUAGGUAUCCGAAACUAUAAGUGCCCGAAAUGUGACAAAUGCCUUUCAUCACCGAGUGCCCUAUAUACGCAUAAAAAGACACAUGGAGAGAAAACAUUCCAGUGCGAAUUUUGUCCGAAAACCUUUACGCUGAAGAACUACCUAAAACUUCAUGUGAAGCAAGUUCACGAGCAAAAUGAACGGAAACAUGUUUGCCGUUUUUGUGGCAAAAGUUUCGCCUACGCUGGAAGCCUACAGGUUCAUGUAAGAACGCAUACUGGAGAGCGACCGUAUCGCUGUAGUUACUGUCCGAAAGCGUUCGCCAGUCAAGGAAAUUUACAAUCGCACGAGAGGACGCAUACUGGCGAAAGGCCGUACACUUGUGGCACUUGUGGGCGGAGCUUUAUCCAGAAAUCCCAACUCACCGCUCAUGAAGCCACUCAUGCGUCGAUCCUGUCCGAGACACCAUCCUCGCAACACAACUCGUCCGCUGCCGCCGUCACUGUGAACACAGUCCCUGGAACCACGCCCACCUUGGGAGGUCUCGAGAAGAAAUUGCCAACAACGCCGACGUCUGCCGACUACAUGUGCAAGUUCUGCGGCAAGCGAUACGCCUACGCAAGCAGCUUGUACGUGCACACCAGACUACAUACGGGAGAACGACCGUUUAGAUGCCAAUUCUGCGAUAAGACGUUUACCAACCAAGGCAAUAUGCAGGUGCAUCAGCGAGUACAUACUGGCGAGAAACCAUAUUCGUGCAACGCCUGCGGCAAGAGUUACGCUCAAAAAGUUGGCUUGAAAAUCCAUUUGGAACAAUGUGAAGCCUAUCGAACUGGCCGAACCUCAGAAAGUCCUGUAAAUGUCGACACCGAUUCGGAUAGUUCGGAUAGUAGCCGAAAAAUCGACUUCUCACUGCCAAACAUUUAUGCCAACACCUCGCCACCGACUAGCAACACUUCAGUUGCUUCGCUCUCAAAUUACACACAAUGGAGAGUUCCGGACAUUCUUAGCAAACUCCCAACAUCUCCAUAUGCCACAUUUCAUCCAACCACAAAUAUCGGCACUCCGCCAGCUGAUGUUCCGUUCAGGGCCACUGAGCUUCCACCCCCUGACUUCGGUCCGCUGACCGCAUCAAAACCACCAAUGCAUCCAGAGGUGACAAUGCCGGAAGCGUUUUCGGCUUUCCAUCCACCAUCCUAUACAGCCAAGCCUAUGGAAUCAGCUGUUAUGGAUCCUGGCCUAGCCGCACUUAAAGGUCUUGUCGACAGCGGUCUAUCCGCUCAACUUCUACCACUGCCAAAUCUUCUCUCUCAACAACUCCUCAACACUCAGCUACUCAUUCAACAACUCCAGAAUAACGACGCUCUGUUGUCGUUACUCAGCCACAACGUUACGGCGCUACAGCCACCGCCGCCAUCGGCAGCGGCGCCGGCGCCAUCGCUGGCCCAAGCACCAGCUCCACUGCCACCGUCGCUGCUCGACAGCUUCUUCCCGACCAGCUUACUGCCCGGUCUGCCAAUCUCUGCCGGCCAAACCACACUUCCAUUCAAAAUGGAAGUGAAGCCUGAAUCUAUUGGAUUUGUAUUUGCAGCUCAAUCCCUUUGCCCAGCCCCUUUCGCCUUCGAGCGAUAUCCGCAAAGUUUGCUCAUCGGACAUGCUAUGAAAGUACUUUCUGUCUCCGGACUUUCUGAAUGCCUGUCGCGAUGUUUGACGGCGUCCACAACGUUAAAUACCCAGUGUCGUUCGCUGAUGUACUUUUAUGAAUCCGGUGAAUGCAUCAUAAACAGAGAAAGACGAACAGACAAGCCGGAUUUGUUUUUGGAAGGAGUCCAAGAUCAGUUGGUAGACUACUUCGAGAACAACUGUUUGGAUGUUCAAUGUUUCUCCGGACAGUUACAUUGGAUCAGGACUGAAGAGUACUCUAUAAGCCAUGAGAAGGACGUUAUUAUUGAGAGUAUGAGCAUGGAAGAGUGCAGAACUGUUUGUCAGGUGAAUCUCAUCGGAACAGAACGAUUUCCUUGCAGAGCUUUUGUUUACAAUUCAGGCAAAAGUGAAUGCCAUUUAUCAGCCGAAUCAGGGUACACAGGCCAUCGCGGUAACUCUUUCAAUCUGAAUCCGAUAUCAAGUGGUGAAUAUUUUGAAAAGUACUGCUUACAAGUAUCAAUCGCCUGCAAAGAUGCAAGUUUUGAGCAAGUCCCGGACAGAAAAAUGACAUCCAUACCGUACAAGGAAUUCGGCUCUACCAGCAUACACAAAUGCCUUGCCACAUGCCUUGAAGAUGGGGCACAAUGUGCUACAGCUGUAUAUAACUACGAUAUCGACCUGUGCUCCCUAUCUGAAACGUCCCAAUUCUCGAACCCUGAACUGUUUGUCCCGGCUGAGAACACCGAUUAUUUUGAUAAAGUCUGCGAUCCUGCACCUGCUGCCAAACGUAGUGCCGUUGAAGGAGUUACGAACAUUCCGCAGUCGAAUGCUAUAGACACGAAUGAGGAUGAUAGAGUGACAUCCCUUGUUCGAGCUGAUGAAGAAGAAGUCUCGAAAGCUGUGAGAUAUAUAAUGACCUCGAUACCACCGGAUGACGACGAUGUCACUACCACCUCCAAUAUCGUCGGUCAGAAAGAGGCAGAAGCCGAAGGCAUUGUCAUCGAUGACAUGGCUGAGUUCGAGAACGUGCAGCGCACUUCCAAUACAGUCAAAGCUCGAUUGAGUUCGGUAUGUCAUAUGUCGGGGAUUAAUGUAAAUGUCGAGUUUGCCAGCCCUACCUCAGGAUCCAUCUACAUCAAGGAUCACUUUGCCACCUGUCGCAUGGAGUUUUCGAAUGCGACAACAUCAUUUUUAAACAUACCAUUUCCCACAAACGAUGAUCCCAAUCCGAAAUGCCCAGGAACGGAAAUUGCUCCAUCGAUGUGGUCGUUCUCUGUCAUUGUACAGAAAAACGACAUGGGCUCACCCUCAUUGGUAACCUCAACGGAUAGGAUGUUCAAUGUAUCGUGCGAUUACACUGAGAUUGAAAAAGAAAAGGGCUCAACAACCAUCACAAGCGAAGGAGCGAAUGAAGUGACAUCUACUCGUAUAGAUAUGCAAAUUCUUAGAAAUGGUCAAGCAGUCACUACCGUACCUCUUGGCGAGGAAGUGGAACUGCGAUGGACAAUUACGGACACAUCAGACGGUCUUGGUUACUUUGUGGACGAAUGCAAAGCAGAGAGAGUUGGUGGCUCACCACCGGAACCGGAACCACUAAAGCUUAUUGACCAUGGGUAA
Messenger RNA from Cylicocyclus nassatus, 3917 nucleotides. Lineage: Eukaryota; Metazoa; Nematoda; Chromadorea; Rhabditida; Strongylidae. The record is from the annotation of a GenBank genome assembly.